Molecule: messenger RNA, 1336 nt
Organism: Passer montanus (Eurasian tree sparrow)
Lineage: Eukaryota; Metazoa; Chordata; Aves; Passeriformes; Passeridae
Gene: HADH
Product: hydroxyacyl-CoA dehydrogenase
Exons: 8
Coding region: 138-1079 (313 amino acids)
Biological process (GO): fatty acid beta-oxidation
Cellular component (GO): mitochondrion
Molecular function (GO): NAD+ binding; (3S)-3-hydroxyacyl-CoA dehydrogenase (NAD+) activity
Source: RefSeq, a predicted model, not a curated record
AAGGUGAAAGACCCAACGCGCCUCCCCCACUGCGGGCAGCAGGGAUCGGGCAGCCGGAACCUGCCGCCUUCCCCCGGGGCGGAGCGCGGCCCUCGCCCCGCCUGUCCCGGCCGCGCCGCUCGCUCCGCGCCUUCGCCAUGGCCUUCGCCACCCGCCACUUCGUGCGCGCCGCCUCCUCCGACGCCGCCACGGCGGCCGCCAAGAAGCUGCUCAUCAAGCAUGUCACGAUCAUCGGCGGCGGCCUCAUGGGCGCCGGUAUCGCCCAGGUUGCAGCAGCCAGUGGUCACACUGUGGUGUUAGUUGACCAGUCAGAUGAAAUCCUUAAAAAGUCUACAAAAGGAAUUGAAGAGAGUUUGAAGAGAGUGAUAAAGAAGAAGUUUGCAGAUAAGCCUGAGGAUGGUGCUGAGUUCAUUAAGAAGACCUUGAAGAACCUCACAACAAGCACAGAUGCAGCAUCAGUGGUCCACAGCACGGAUUUGGUGAUAGAAGCCAUUGUGGAGAAUCUGGAAGUUAAAAAUAACCUCUUCAAGACGCUGGAUAAGUUUGCUCCAGAGCAUACGAUAUUUGCAAGCAACACUUCAUCCUUGCAGAUCACAAAGAUGGCAAACGCAACCACCAGGCAGGACCGAUUUGGGGGUCUGCAUUUCUUCAACCCUGUGCCUAUGAUGAAGCUCGUGGAGGUCAUCAAGACUCCAAUGACCAGCCAAAAGACUUUUGAAUCACUUGUGGAUUUCAGCAAAGCAGUAGGAAAGAGUCCAGUCAGUUGUAAGGAUACCCCAGGAUUUAUUGUAAACCGUCUCCUGGUGCCAUAUAUGAUGGAAGCUGUUCGUCUUUUUGAGCGAGGAGAUGCAUCAAAGGAAGAUAUUGAUGUUGCUAUGAAGCUGGGGGCUGGCUAUCCCAUGGGUCCAUUUGAACUGCUGGACUAUGUUGGGUUGGAUACCAGUAAAUACAUUAUAGAUGGAUGGCAUUCAUUAGAGCCCAACAAUCCUCUUUUUGCACCCAGCCCACUCCUGAAUAAACUGGUAGAAGAAAAGAAGCUGGGUAAAAAGACUGGAGAAGGAUUUUACAAAUACAAAUGAACUCCAGACCUGAAGAGGUGUUAAACUAUCUAUAUAUGCGAUUCAGCAUUGCCAUAAUACAGGUGUUUAAACCUUCCCAAGGGUGGCACAAGCUGCAUUUAGAACAUAACUCACUUGUGAACUGAGUGAUUGCACUAGUUAACUAUGGUCAACGCUUGAUUUGGUAGAUUGUUUUUUUCUUGUAAUUCCAAAAAUUUUCUAUGUACAGUGCCUUCAUGAAAUGUUGAUUUUUCUCAGGUGCAGUACAGAAUGACAAG